Lipotes vexillifer (Yangtze River dolphin) is the source of this 3084-nucleotide messenger RNA. It is a transcript of the gene PIK3C3, whose product is annotated as phosphatidylinositol 3-kinase catalytic subunit type 3. Bases 64 to 2727 code for a protein of 887 amino acids. The transcript is spliced from 25 exons. The record is from RefSeq and is a predicted model, not a curated record. Gene Ontology annotation, cellular component: endosome; peroxisome; phosphatidylinositol 3-kinase complex, class III, type I. Gene Ontology annotation, molecular function: 1-phosphatidylinositol-3-kinase activity. NCBI's taxonomy places the organism in Eukaryota, Metazoa, Chordata, Mammalia, Artiodactyla, Lipotidae. Gene Ontology annotation, biological process: autophagy of peroxisome; phosphatidylinositol-mediated signaling; autophagosome assembly.
GCCGCAGGAGUCAUCCCAGCUCCCAGUUUUCAGCGUUCGGUGUUGCCCUUUGUCGGCGGUGCCAUGGGGGAAGCGGAGAAGUUUCACUACAUCUACAGUUGUGACCUGGACAUCAACGUGCAGCUUAAAAUAGGAAGUUUGGAAGGGAAGAGAGAACAAAAGAGUUAUAAAGCUGUUCUAGAAGACCCAAUGUUGAAGUUUUCAGGACUGUACCAAGAAACAUGUUCUGACCUCUAUGUUACUUGCCAAGUUUUUGCAGAAGGGAAGCCUCUUGCCUUGCCAGUGAGAACAUCCUACAAAGCAUUUAGUACGAGAUGGAACUGGAAUGAAUGGCUAAAACUGCCUGUGAAAUACCCUGACCUGCCCAGGAAUGCGCAGGUGGCCCUGACUAUAUGGGAUGUGUAUGGACCAGGAAAGGCAGUGCCUGUGGGAGGAACAACAGUUUCACUGUUCGGGAAAUAUGGCAUGUUUCGCCAAGGGAUGCAUGACUUGAAAGUCUGGCCUAACGUGGAAGCAGAUGGAUCAGAACCCACAAAAACUCCUGGCAGAACAAGCAGUACUCUCUCAGAAGAUCAGAUGAGCCGCCUUGCCAAGCUCACCAAAGCUCAUCGACAAGGUCACAUGGUGAAAGUAGAUUGGCUGGACAGAUUGACAUUUAGAGAAAUAGAAAUGAUAAAUGAGAGUGAAAAACGAAGUUCUAAUUUCAUGUACUUGAUGGUUGAGUUUCGAUGUGUCAAGUGUGAUGAUAAGGAAUAUGGUAUUGUUUAUUAUGAAAAGGAUGGUGAUGAGUCAUCUCCAAUCUUAACAAGCUUUGAGAUAGUGAAAGUUCCUGACCCUCAGAUGUCUAUGGAAAAUUUAGUUGAGAGCAAACACCACAAACUUGCCCGGAGUUUAAGAAGUGGACCUUCUGACCACGAUCUCAAACCUAAUGCUGCCACAAGAGAUCAACUGAAUAUUAUUGUGAGUUAUCCACCAACCAAGCAACUUACAUAUGAAGAACAAGAUCUUGUAUGGAAGUUUAGAUAUUAUCUUACUAAUCAAGAAAAAGCUUUGACGAAGUUCUUGAAAUGUGUUAAUUGGGAUCUACCCCAGGAGGCCAAACAGGCAUUGGAACUUCUGGGAAAAUGGAAGCCAAUGGAUGUAGAGGAUUCCUUGGAGCUGUUGUCCUCUCAUUACACCAAUCCAACAGUGAGGCGUUAUGCUGUUGCCCGGUUACGGCAGGCAGAUGAUGAGGAUUUGUUGAUGUACCUAUUACAGCUGGUCCAAGCUCUCAAAUAUGAAAAUUUUGGUGACAUAAAGAAUGGAUUAGAACCCACCAAGAAGGAUAGUCAGGGUUCAGUGUCAGAGAGUGUGUCGAAUUCUGGAAUAAAUUCUGCAGAAAUAGAUAGCUCCCAAAUUAUAACCAGCCCUCUUCCUCCAGUGUCUUCCCCUCCUCCUGCAUCUAAAACAAAAGAAAGUUCAGAUGGUGAAAAUCUGGAACAAGAUCUGUGUACCUUCUUGAUAUCAAGAGCCUGUAAAAACUCAACACUGGCUAAUUAUUUAUACUGGUAUGUGAUAGUGGAAUGUGAAGAUCAAGAUACUCAGCAGAGGGAUCCAAAGACCCAUGAGAUGUACUUGAAUGUAAUGAGACGGUUCAGCCAAGCAUUGUUGAAGGGUGAUAAGUCUGUCAGAGUUAUGCGUUCUUUGUUGGCUGCACAGCAGACCUUUGUAGAUCGGCUGGUGCACCUAAUGAAGGCAGUUCAGCGUGAAAGUGGAAAUCGUAAGAAAAAGAAUGAGAGACUACAGGCAUUGCUUGGAGACAACGAAAAGAUGAACUUGUCAGAUGUGGAACUUAUCCCAUUGCCUUUAGAACCCCAGGUGAAAAUUAGAGGAAUAAUCCCAGAAACAGCUACAUUAUUUAAGAGUGCCCUUAUGCCUGCACAGUUAUUCUUUAAGACAGAAGAUGGAGGCAAAUAUCCAGUUAUAUUUAAGCAUGGGGAUGAUUUACGCCAAGAUCAACUUAUUCUCCAAAUCAUUUCACUCAUGGACAAGCUGCUACGAAAAGAAAAUCUGGAUUUGAAGUUGACGCCCUAUAAAGUAUUAGCCACUAGUACAAAACAUGGCUUCAUGCAAUUUAUCCAGUCAGUUCCUGUUGCUGAAGUUCUUGAUACAGAAGGAAGCAUUCAGAACUUUUUUAGAAAAUAUGCACCAAGUGAGAAUGGGCCAAAUGGGAUCAGUGCUGAAGUUAUGGAUACUUAUGUUAAAAGCUGUGCUGGAUAUUGCGUGAUUACAUAUAUUCUUGGAGUUGGAGACAGGCACCUGGAUAACCUUUUGCUGACAAAAACAGGCAAACUCUUCCACAUAGACUUUGGAUAUAUUUUGGGUCGGGAUCCAAAGCCUCUUCCUCCUCCUAUGAAGCUGAAUAAAGAAAUGGUGGAAGGAAUGGGGGGCACACAGAGCGAACAGUACCAAGAGUUCCGAAAACAGUGUUACACAGCUUUUCUCCACCUUCGAAGGUAUUCUAAUCUUAUUUUGAAUUUGUUUUCCUUGAUGGUGGAUGCAAACAUUCCAGAUAUUGCUCUUGAACCAGAUAAGACUGUGAAAAAGGUUCAGGAUAAAUUUCGUCUAGACCUGUCUGAUGAAGAGGCAGUGCACUACAUGCAGAGUCUGAUUGAUGAAAGUGUCCAUGCUCUGUUUGCCGCGGUGGUAGAGCAGAUUCACAAGUUCGCCCAGUACUGGAGAAAAUGAAAUUGGUUUGGCCCAUCAAGAUGCUUGUCUCUGUGAGAAAACUACUUUAGAAACAACAUGUGUAUAACGAAGACUUCAGGCUAAUGAGCAAGGAAGAGAAUAUUAGUCUUCAAAAUACCAUAUAUCCUAAAUGUUACAGGCAUCCUAAAUGCCUAAAUUCUGUUUCCUUGGUUGUCCUUGCUUAAAUAUGGUCCCAAAGGGUUUGUUCUGAUAUAUUGUAUAUAUUUAUUUUCAAAUGUACACAUUGUUAAUGAGCUAAGAAGUAAGAAUUUUGUUCCAGAACCACAUACAUAUUAUGAGAGCUCUGAAGGAAUUUCAUGUUGAAAUAGUAAAACAUUUUAGCCUUCAAGUUUGAAA